This is a messenger RNA of Vigna radiata var. radiata (mung bean), 1984 nucleotides long. RefSeq lists its product as uncharacterized. Gene Ontology annotation, cellular component: periplasmic space. The transcript is spliced from 7 exons. The coding region runs from base 52 to 1725 and encodes 557 amino acids. Lineage: Eukaryota; Viridiplantae; Streptophyta; Magnoliopsida; Fabales; Fabaceae. The record is from RefSeq and is a predicted model, not a curated record. Gene Ontology annotation, biological process: polyamine transport. Gene Ontology annotation, molecular function: polyamine binding.
ACGGUGGGAGCCUUGAUAGAGUAUCCAGGGUACCCAGUCGGAAACGAAACAAUGGCAUUGUUGCUACAAACUCGUUACGCUCUCUCUGUAUGUUCGCCGCGUUACCCUUAUCACUUCCCAAAUCCUUAUUAUCGUAAUCCCUUUCUCAUAAUCCCCACCAAAUCCCUAUCCUCAUUCCAUGCAUCACCAAUUGCAUUCUCCGCUCACCCAACUCCCUCACGCGGUUCGCCGCCCUCACCCACUGCCUCCGCUUUCCACUGCGAGCCACCUCCACAAACGCCACCUAUCAAGGCUGUGGCGGGCCUUGCCGCCUCCGCCCUGCUUUUUCUCUGCAUCGGCGUUCGCUUGUGUUUGGCCUCUUCGCCGCCGUCGCCCCUACCUGCCGGUCCUCCCGUCGUUCAAGAGGACCAAACUGUUCAAGAUGAUCAUGAUGGAAGAAAACAAGAUGACAAAGACACUGUAGUAGAUAAAGAAUUAGAAGAAGCUUUUAAUACCUGGAAAUCUAAAUCAUUUGCAUUGACUGUUCCCCUGAAAGUUGUUGCUCUACGUGGUUCUAUACCUCCUUCAUGGAUCAAGGACUUUAUAAAUUGUCAAGGGAGGAGAAUGAAGUUUAACGUGAAGUAUUAUGCAAGUCUUGAGAGCAUCUUUUCUGACCUAACAAUUCCCUUUACUAAAGGAAAAAUUGGUCCAGCAUCUGCUUUGGCAGCAGAUAUUGUUGGUAUUGGCGAUUCAUGGCUCAAAUAUGCUAUUAAGCAAGCUAUAAUUGAGCCAAUAAGAGAUGUAGAAGAUCAGGAGUGGUUUAAAAGCUUAAAUGACAAGUGGAAGGUAUACCUACGCAGGAACUCUGAGGGAGAAAUAGAUCCUAAAGGUGAUACAUGGGCUGCUCCAUAUCGAUGGGGCUGCAUGGUAAUAGCAUACAAGACAAAUAAAUUUCAAGAGCAUAAGUUGGCUCCUGUAGAGGACUGGGCGGAUCUUUGGCGGCCUGAUCUAGCUGGAAGGAUUUCAAUGGUUGAUUCUCCUAGAGAAGUUGUUGGUGCAGUUUUGAAGUAUAUGGGGACUUCCUAUAAUACAAUUGACAUCAAUGCUGAAGUCAAUGGUGGGAGAGACGCUGUUAAACAUAAUUUGGCUUUGCUCGCAAAACAGGUUCGACUGUUUGAUAGUUCAAACUAUCUAAAAGCUUUUGGAGUUGGAGACGUGUGGGUAGCUGUUGGAUGGAGUAGUGAUAUUAUUCCUGCUGCUAAACGCCUGUCUAAUGUUGCUGUUGUUGUUCCAAAGUCUGGAGCGAGCUUAUGGGCAGAUCUUUGGGCAAUUCCGGCUGCAUCUAGGAUUGAAACAAGUCGGAUUGGUGGACGUGUGAGAGGGCCGUCACCAUUAAUCCAUCAAUGGAUUGAGUUUUGUCUGCAAUCUGCCAGAGCUCUCCCCUUUAAGCAAGAGGUGAUCCCAGGUGCCUCUCCCUCAAAUCUUCAAAGUCAUUUGGCCAAUGUGCCCAUCGAGUUAACCAAUGGUAGACCAAAGCUAAAGGGUAACCUAGUUGAUGGAGCACCUCCACCAGACAUCUUAGAAAGGUGUGAGUUUCUAGAGCCAUUAUCUAAUUCGACAUUGUCAGAUUACCAUUGGUUGAUUACCUCCAUCCACGAACCUAGCCAUGGAUUGAUACACAAAAUGUAUCAUAAUAUCAUAUCACUGGCCAAAUUUUCUGGGUGGUUUAAUUCAAAACUUACUUGAAUAAUGUUACUGAGCUGUGUAGUACAUGUCAAGCAUCGGUGGCUGAUAAUUUGAAUGACCAGAAAUUUGAUAAAAUUUACUGAUUACAAACAAGAUUAAGAGGCUGUCCUUCAAACCUCAACAAUGGCGGAGCUAUAUGGGAGCAGUGCUGAUGCUGUCCUCCACAUUGUUCAUAAGCAACGGAUUUUGUGUAAAAUUCAUCUGAUUAUAGACUAUUCAUGUACAAGUGCAUAAGUUUAUUCAUUUUUUUAAAACCUAA